CACUACAGAUGUUGAUAAUCUGAUUGAUAUCAAAAUCAUCAUACACAAUGCAAAAUACGACUUGCGUAAUUUACGUUCAUUAGUUCUACGAAAUUAUAAAGUGAUUCAUGUAUUUUUUAAUUUUAAACAUCUUAAGGUAGUACAGCGGUUCCCUCUGUAUCAUAAUUGAGCGUCGGAAAUCAUUGAACCAUCAUGGGGGAUGAUAUGUUGGACGAUAUUCGUGCCAGGAGAUUGGCUCAACUACAAAAUGAAUACAAAGGUCCUGGAGGUUCGGCUACAGAUAAAGCCGCAGCUGAAGAGGAACGAAGAGCUACUGCUAAUGAAAUGAAGAAUUCAAUGUUAAGUCAGGUGCUAACGCAGGGUGCCAGAGCAAGAUUGAAUACCUUAAUGAUUGGCAAACCAGAGAAAGGCAAAUUGGUAGAGAAUUUAAUUCUGCAAAUGGCUCAGACAGGUCAAAUAAUGAAUAGAUUAAGUGAAGAAGAGCUAAUUGGUUUAUUAGAAAAAGUAAAUCAACAAUUUGGUAGUAAACAGAAGACCACUGUGAAGUUUGAUCGACGAAGAGCAGCCCUAGAUUCGGACGAUGAAUUGUAAAUACCUGAUAAAUAACUGUACGUGCAGAAUCGAACUGCAAAUAACAUGAGGGAAAAAACAUUGAUUGUCUAAUUUUAAAAUUUUUCUAACUUAUUCACGUGUUUAACCUAUAAAUAAAUCAGUUUUGUGUAUAUCUA
Molecule: messenger RNA, 728 nt
Organism: Planococcus citri (citrus mealybug)
Lineage: Eukaryota; Metazoa; Arthropoda; Insecta; Hemiptera; Pseudococcidae
Gene: PDCD-5
Product: programmed cell death 5
Exons: 4
Coding region: 193-591 (132 amino acids)
Cellular component (GO): cytosol; nucleus
Molecular function (GO): DNA binding
Source: RefSeq, a predicted model, not a curated record